AUGUCAAGGGCUAGGGCAAAUUUCCGAGCAGUCACGGUUGAUCUGGAAACACGCGAGUCGCUGGCUAGGAUUGUUGCGUCUCUUCGAAACUCUGGCACCAUAUUGAGUGCCAUUGAUCAAAGAAUUGACACCAUAUUGAGAGAACUUGGGACUGUCACGGCUUCAACAGAACCAGCAAGUUUCCGAGCGGCCGGUGGGGUUGAUUCAGUUCUGCGAGGGCUGAGAGAGGUGAUGGUGGAGGAGGAAGAUGGGCAUGUUUGUGGGGUGUGUUUGGAUGAGAUGAAGCGUGGUGAUGAGGCAAUAGCUAUGGGUUGCAUGCAUAAGUUUCAUGGUUAUUGCAUUGUGAAGUGGCUGAAACGUAAGACUAUAUGUCCUCUAUGCAGGGCUAGGGCAAAUUUCCGAGCAGUCUCGGUUGAUCUGGAAACACGCGAGUCGCUGGCUAGGAUUGUUGCGUCUCUUCGAAACUCUGGCACCAUAUUGAGUGCCAUUGAUCAAAGAAUUGACACCAUAUUGAGAGAACUUGGGACUGUCACGGCUUCAACAGAACCAGCAAGUUUCCGAGCGGCCGGUGGGGUUGAUUCAGUUCUGCGAGGGCUGAGAGAGGUGAUGGUGGAGGAGGAAGAUGGGCAUGUUUGUGGGGUGUGUUUGGAUGAGAUGAAGCGUGGUGAUGAGGCAAUAGCUAUGGGUUGCAUGCAUAAGUUUCAUGGUUAUUGCAUUGUGAAGUGGCUGAAACGUAAGACUAUAUGUCCUCUAUGCAGGUAUAAGAACGACUAA
Molecule: messenger RNA, 774 nt
Organism: Ilex paraguariensis (yerba mate)
Lineage: Eukaryota; Viridiplantae; Streptophyta; Magnoliopsida; Aquifoliales; Aquifoliaceae
Source: the annotation of a GenBank genome assembly